Messenger RNA from Colletotrichum spaethianum, 633 nucleotides. Its product is annotated as actin-depolymerizing factor gmf1. The transcript has 4 exons. The coding region runs from base 1 to 633 and encodes 210 amino acids. Gene Ontology annotation, cellular component: actin cortical patch. Gene Ontology annotation, biological process: negative regulation of Arp2/3 complex-mediated actin nucleation; actin filament debranching. NCBI's taxonomy places the organism in Eukaryota, Fungi, Ascomycota, Sordariomycetes, Glomerellales, Glomerellaceae. The record is from RefSeq and is a predicted model, not a curated record. Gene Ontology annotation, molecular function: actin binding; Arp2/3 complex binding.
AUGGCUGUAUCAUGUCGGACGGUCGUCGGUGUUGUAACGUGUACGAGGCCCGAAGUUCUUGAAGCUGACCGGGGCAUUGAACGACCAGAGUUUCGGCGGGUGUUGGUGGGUGAGGUCACUGGUGGGGCAAACCUGGCCACCGCUGAAUGGCGGGGGCUUGGAUGCGCUGGUCUCAGCUUCCCGUCGGAGGAGAGCGGGGGAGGGGUCGCUUCCGAAUCGCGCCUCUACACCUUCUCCCAGGAGACCAAGGACCAUCUGCGCAAGUUCCGCCUCGGAACGUCGCGGUCCAAUGAACCCCAAGCUGUCAUAUACUACAUCGAUAAGAACACGCACGAGAUCCGCCAAGACGACGACAAGGUCGUGUACAAGUCGCUCGAGGAGGUUAGCGACGACCUCCCGGACCACAGCCCGCGCUUCGUGCUCCUGAGCUACCCGCUUACACUGCCCUCCGGCCGCCUGUCGGUGCCCUACGUUCUGAUCUACUACCUCCCAAUCACUUGCAAUAACGAGAUACGGAUGCUGUACGCGGGCGCUAAGGAGCUGAUGCGGAACACCAGCGAGGUCGGACGCGUGAUCGACAUCCAGGACGUCGAAGACCUGGAGGAGAUACCGCAGAAGUUGGGCUCUGCGUGA